AUGGUAUCUUCCCCGGAUAGUGGAGAUGAGAUAGGUGCGAGUCAUCGCCCAGUCCGGAAAAGGACUAGAACCGGCUGCAUCCAGUGUCGCAGCCGCCGUCGCAAAUGCAAGUCCGAUCUACUCUUCUUUUGUAAGAAUGCGACAGAAGCUAAUACCAUGCAGGCGAUGGGGCACGACCACGAUGCCGUGGUUGUGAAGUUCGAGGCCAAAUUGUCAAGUCAUGAAGCGGCUUCCUUACGUGAAGUAGAAGAAGGGCGAGGGAGGAGGUCGAGUCGGCAUCAGAAAUUCGUUGAUGAGACCAACGCCAUCAUCGACGGAUACUCGACACCUGAUCACCCUUCCUGUGGAUCUGAUCUUCCAGCCCACGAUGAAUAUUUGCCUAGCCAUGACUCUCGCCCAUCCUCACAACUUAUUCCUGGAGAAUUGAGCGUUGCUGAUUUUUUUACACAGCAACCGGCUUCUGACGUUCCAGCAAGCCCAAAUGGUAACCAUGACCUAUCCCCGCUGAUUCAGUCCCAGCGGAUUCAUUUAGUGUCCAAGCCUACAACGACAGAUACACAAUCUCAUCUAUACCCUUUCCUGCUAGGCCAGGCUAGGACAAAGGAUGCAACCCCUCAGCCAGUUCCGCAACUUCCAGUCACAGAUGAGGAGAAGCUUCAACUUAUUUCCGCCUUUACACGGGAGACAGGUACCUGGUGCGAGACAACUGACUCCCAAAUGCAUUUUACCGUGAAAAGCAUCCACGAAAUGAUGAAAUCAUCAUCCUUUGUCGCAGCUGCGCUAUCACUCGCCUCUCGCCAGCUAGAUUAUCUUCAGAAGCGGCAGAGACCUGUGACGUUAGAGCUAUACCAAUUCACCAUUCAGUUGCUUCUCGGCCAGGAUCCCGUACAAGCCGACACGUCCAUUUUGGCUACUUGUACUCUUCUCUGCGUUUACGAAAUGAUGGCCUCGCGAGUCGAAGAAUGGAGACGGCAUUUGAAAGGCUGUGCGGGAUUUCUACGGGCCCAAAAGUGGAAUGGGUCUAGCGAAGGCAUAGUGAAAGCGAGCUUCUGGGCCUUUGCUCGAAUUGAUGUAUGGGCAGCCUUUAAUAGCGGCAAAGCGACGUUAAUCCCAACAGAGUCUUGGGUAGACAAUAUGUGUAUCGAUUAUGUUUUGGCCAACGGAGACUUGGAUGACUAUUGCAAUCUUGCGAUCUUAAUCUUCGCUAAGAUUGUGAAUAUUCUGUCAACUCCCCAGCAAUAUAAAAGAGAAGUGAGGGCAGCUAAAUUAAGGGCCUCAAUUUGCACCUUGUGGGACGAAAUGCAGGAGUGGUACCAAUUGCGACCAUCAGAGACCGGCCUCGUUACGCGGGGUCCGGAAAAUCUAUAUACAUCUUCCCAAGAAGACAUUGGUAACAUUAUCUGGCACGCACGAGAACUGGUCGGAACCUCCAUUUCAAACCCAUCUCAGUAUGUUGAGCUGCAAUCUUCCUAG
This is a messenger RNA of Aspergillus affinis, 1473 nucleotides long. RefSeq lists its product as uncharacterized. The coding region runs from base 1 to 1473 and encodes 490 amino acids. The record is from RefSeq and is a predicted model, not a curated record. Gene Ontology annotation, cellular component: nucleus. Gene Ontology annotation, molecular function: zinc ion binding; DNA-binding transcription factor activity, RNA polymerase II-specific; transcription cis-regulatory region binding. The transcript is spliced from 6 exons. Lineage: Eukaryota; Fungi; Ascomycota; Eurotiomycetes; Eurotiales; Aspergillaceae. Gene Ontology annotation, biological process: positive regulation of transcription by RNA polymerase II.